GCUUUCCUCCCACGCCUCAACUUCCAAUGUACUGAGCUCUUUAUGGUGGCAAAGGUCAUUGGCACAUUGCUUGUCGCUUCAGUGUAGUCUUUGAACCACCCAUGUUGCAUUCGAGGAUAAUGCGAUCAUGCUACUGCGCAGAUACCGCUUUAAGAACAACUGGGGCUUGUGAGAUGGAACGGUCUGAGUCUUUUAGAGCAGCGCAGUGUGGAUUUACGUGUUAACUUUUUGAGCUCAUUGAGGGCGUUUUUCGGUCAAACCUGGCAGAAGGAGCUUGUGGAGUUGUCGACAUCGGGAAAAAGACCGGGAUUACAAGAAAGACAUGAGAAACACGCGAGACUCCGGAAUAAAUGGCUACUUUUUUCCAACAGAAAUAAGAGUGCAUGUAUUUGUUAACGCGUGACGGAUGGUAACGUAGGGUGAAAGCAUGCGCCUGUCUGGAAACGAUACAUUUAUGUGGGCUGACAGCCUGCUGGAAAUGAAUCAGACAACCACCGAGAGUUAUGGAGGUCCGGAGGUAGUAAUCGUCCCUGUCAUUUUUGGAUUUAUAUUUCUCUUGGGUGUCAUAGGCAACACACUGGUGAUGAUUGUAAUUGGCAGGAUCAAGUCCAGGCGCUCCAGAAGUACGACCAACACUUUUAUACUAAACCUGAGUAUAGCGGACUUGUCCUUUCUCCUUUUUUGCGUCCCAUUCCAAGCAACUAUUUAUUCCCUGCCCGAAUGGGUGUUCGGCGCCUUUCUCUGUAAAUUUGUACACUACUUCGUCAUGGUAUGCAUGCUUGUGAGCAUCUUCACACUCGUGGCCAUGUCAGUGGACCGGUACAUUGCUGUAGUGCACUCAAAGAAGUCCCAUUGCAUUCGCAAUAAGAAGAACGCGGUCAUUGGGAUUUGUACUAUUUGGAUUCUGUCAUUUGUCUUUGCAAUUCCAGUGGCCCAACAUCAGACAUUAACCAGCCACCCAGAAGCUCCUAACAGCUCGUUUUGCUGGGAGGAAUGGUCCAAUAAAGUUCCCAAACACACCUACAAAGUGACAAUUUUGAUAAUUGGGUAUUUGUUACCUUUGGUUUUGAUUACAUGCUGCUAUGCCAAGGUGUUGUUCCAUCUCCAUAAAAAAAUCAAGAACAUGUCCAAGAAGUCUGAGCGCUCAAAGAAAAAGACGGCCCAGACGGUCCUGCUGGUGGUCACCGCCUUCCUGAUCUGCUGGAUGCCCCAUCACAUCAUCGCCAUGUGGGUGGAGUUCGGCCGGUUCCCGCUGAACGACGCCUCCUUCGCCUUCCGCCUCCUCUCGCACUGCCUGGCCUACGGCAACUCCUGCGUCAACCCCAUCCUCUACGCCUUCCUGUCGGAGAACUUCCGCAAGGCCUGCCAGCAGGUCUUCGCCUGCCGCCUCUUCUUCCCGCCGCCGCCGGCGGAGAAGGUGGUGCGCAUCCGCAUGGAGAACUUCUCCACCACGCACUCCACCACCAACUUGUGAACGGCGGGGCAAGUCUGGUGACUCCUGGUGAGGACUGCUGAAGAGCUGCAUUACAUUACAUUGCAGGCGUUUAGCAGACGCUCUUAUCCAGAGCGAUAUAUACUGAAGCAAUGCAGGUUAGAGUAAGUACCUUGCUUGGUUAAGUACCGUUAGACCAACUCCUUAGCCAUUAUACAACACUGCCGCCCAGAUACAUUUACAAGUGAUAUGUUUCUGCUUUGUAAACCUACUUAAAUGGGAGGGAAAUAUACACUGUUGUUCUUGUUUGAAAAACUUAACAAACGAAUGAGUUGUUUUAUGUGUACAACACCUUUUUUUUGCCAUGUUAUUUUAGUCAGAUACGAACCAAAAAAACUCAUGAGUAAAUGUGUUGAGAAUUCAACCAGUUUGUAUUUUACUUUCAAAGGGCCUUUUCAAUCAAUUUGCACAUUCUCCCAGGCUGCCUUCUGCACCAAGAUGUUCAACUCUUCUUCUGCAUUGAAAGGUCCAGGUAAAAAAAUGUUUGAUUGAUUAAAUUCCAAACAACAACUGCACUGUACCUGGAACUCCUAUGCCAAACAGGAAAAUGAUAGAGAGGGGGGUAUAAAUUGCCCUGAUAAUUGCCCUGGUCAUAUCCCUAUGGCACCAAUAGUUGGCUUUAUACAUUUUUGAUUUGUAACUUACCAUAAUCAGCACCUGGAUAUCUAUCUAUAUAUAUAUAUAUGUACAUAUAUAUAUAUGUUUAAGGAUGAAAGGGUGUUGGUUCAUGAUGUAAAUGUGCUGGGUUGUGCCCCAAGACGACGAUGACUCAAAACACAAGUAAAUCAACUACAUAAUGGUUUAAACAGAAGAAAAUGAAUAUUUUGCAAUGGGCAAGUCAGAGUCCAGACCUUAACCCUUUUGAGAUGUCGCGGCCUGAAGAAGGCUGUUCAAGAAAUCCAAGAAAUAUCAAUGAACUGAAGCAGUUUUGUAAGGAGGGAUGGUCUAAAAUUAAUCCUAACCAUUGUGCAAGUCUGAGGCAGCAAUAAGGAACAUUUGGUGGAGAUUAUUGCAGCUAAAGAGGUCCUACCAGUUACUAGAUACAAGGGUCCACAAACUUUUCUGUCCAGAACUAUGAAUGUUUAGGCACUAUGUUCAAUAAAGACAUGAAAUGUGCAAUUUAUUGUGUGUUAUUAGUUUAAGCAGAAUGUGUUUGUCUAUUAUUGUGACUUAAAUGAAGAUCAGACCACAUUUAAUGCGCAAUUAAUGCAGAAAUCCAGGUAAACCUUUCCUUGCCACUAUACUUUAUGUUUACAAGUCUUUUUGACAAUACUGAGGCAAACAGCCCUUCAGUUCAAAUACAAACACUUACAAAUACUCCAGAGAAUUAGAAAUGAAAUGUAAAAAAUAAGGAAAAAAAUGUUAUAGAGAAUUAAAUGCAUCUCUUCAACAAGAAUAUGUUUAACGGAACAGUCUUAGAGAGAGACCUGGAAUAUAUUAUUUACAGUGGAACAGUGGAAUUUUACAUUUUUCUGUGCUUUCAGAGUAAGAUAAUAGUGUAAAUUUUAAAUUUAUUCCAAAAAAAGAUGGUGUGGCAAUAAUGUAGACCAAAAUUUAAAGUUUAUCCCUUCCUAAAAAAUCAGUUUCAUGUAACAACAUUUUGAAUUCUGAAAGAAAUUUAGGAAUAUAUAAAGGAAACAUGGUGGGGGACUUGCUUUAUGGAAACCAGACUCUGAAGCAGUAGCAGUUGUGUAAUAUUCGUGCCAAUGUCAGCGUAUACAGAUGUAUCCAGGUUAAAGUAUUUUUUUUCUUGCACACCGAGUUCUGAGCGAGUGUUCAUUAGUUAACUGUGUAUUAGUGGGUUAGCAGAUGAGAAGGUUGGUUGGUGACCACCGGUUAGGAUUGCCUCCCUCAGGAUUAUUGUUUAUCAGGCUUCUGUGAAAAAAUCGUCUUCAGGUCAGUUGAGAACAGGACAGUAUGCUAGCACCUGAAUGAGGCCUGAGAACUGAUUGAAGAUGUAUAGUACAGUGCACCUCUUGAAUACUCAAGUGGCGUAGGGCAUGACAACCAGUCAGGAAAAGUUGACUUAAAAAUGAACCAUGCCUCUGUAUUCAAAUGUGAUGUGUGUGCAUAACUUCUCCCACUGAGGGGGUUCGCUGCUUACAUUUUGCCUCGAGUGUAUCUUCUGUUUGAAACUGUACUUUGUCAAAUUAGGCUCUCUGUCAGUGUUUUUGGCGCUUUUACCUAUGCUUAUGCUUCAGUGUGUGAAUGCUUAUACGAUAGCUUAACAUGUUGAUUGAUUUACCUUAAUACUGCUAUUUUAAACAAUCAUCCACAUACACAUACACUUCAGUAAAACAACAAAUGCUUGAUUGAAUCGGCUGUGGUCCUGGCAGAUCGUAUCCUAGUUUUCCAGCUCUGUUUCAGCCACAAAGGAGAAUUUAUUUGAGGUUUACCCCUGCUCAGUUCAGACAGUAGUAGUUGAAUGAAGCCUUUAGGGUUUAUACGUCAUGAGCAAACCUACAUGGAACAUGACUGGGAAUCUCUGUCCUGAAUGAAACUGGUGUUAAAUAUGCACAACUUUAGGGGGCAACCAAAGUUCUGCAGUGCAAGAGGUGCUGUUGGGUUUUAUUGUUAUUAUUAUUAUUUUUUUAUUUUUUUUAUUUUUUUUUUUUUUUUACCCCAUGCAGUCAAAGGUCUUAAUUAUAUAACUGGGUCCAUAAGCUAUAUUUUAUGCAGGUGAUCCAGUGCUCAAGUUAGGAUACUCAUUUUAAGGAGUGGUGAAAAUCUGGCAGUUUGUGGCAAUCCAGAGCCCGGUGUCACCACCUCUGCAAUCCAUGUUACCCCAACCACCCUGCACCGCCAGCCCUUCUCUUUCACUCUAGACCGCCUGCACCGGAAAAUACAGAGCAGAAGUCGCACUUGUGCCUCAGUCAUCUCUUUUUCAUUUAAGAUAAAUUCAGAAAAUCACACCGAAAAUCACGCUGAAAUGAAAGCAUAAAGCCCACUUUAUUUACUAAAAUGGCCAGAAAUAUUCACAUUAUUGCCAAUGCAAAUAUGGUUUUGACCUUUUGCAUUGUCAAUAAUGACCUUGCAGUAGUUCUGCUAUCUUAUUAAUACUAUAAAACUGCAAAUGAAGAAUUUUAUGGUUGUGACACUGUAAACUUGAAGGUUUAUGUCAUAAAAUGGAGUUAUGAGCUGUUUAAUUGUAUGUUACUUGCAAUGUAAAAGGCAAACGUUGUCAAGCUUGUAAAAAUGGUGUAUUAAACGUUAACUUGAUUUGUG
Messenger RNA from Anguilla anguilla (European eel), 4717 nucleotides. Its product is annotated as galanin receptor type 1-like. Gene Ontology annotation, biological process: neuropeptide signaling pathway. Lineage: Eukaryota; Metazoa; Chordata; Actinopteri; Anguilliformes; Anguillidae. Bases 428 to 1474 code for a protein of 348 amino acids. The record is from RefSeq and is a predicted model, not a curated record. Gene Ontology annotation, molecular function: G protein-coupled peptide receptor activity. Gene Ontology annotation, cellular component: membrane. The transcript has 3 exons.